UUGUGAUGGUCGUUGUUGUGAUGAUGGUUGUGGUGAUUGUGAUUGUUGUGAUGAUGGUUGUGAUGAUGGUGGUGGUUGUGAUGAUGGUUGUGGUGAUUGUGAUUGUGAUUGUUGUGAUGAUGGUUGUGGUGAUUGUGAUUGUGAUUGUUGUCCUUGUUGUAGUAGUGCAAGUAGUGAGUGUGUUUGUAGUAGUGGUGGUGCUUGUGAUUGUGGUAGUUGUUGUUGUGGUAGUUGUUGUUGUGGUAGUUGUUGUUGUGGUGGUGAAUGUAUUAGUAGUGAUGGUAGUG
Molecule: messenger RNA, 287 nt
Organism: Entrophospora candida
Lineage: Eukaryota; Fungi; Glomeromycota; Glomeromycetes; Entrophosporales; Entrophosporaceae
Source: the annotation of a GenBank genome assembly